Vollenhovia emeryi is the source of this 741-nucleotide messenger RNA. RefSeq lists its product as uncharacterized. The record is from RefSeq and is a predicted model, not a curated record. The transcript has a single exon. The coding region runs from base 1 to 741 and encodes 246 amino acids. NCBI's taxonomy places the organism in Eukaryota, Metazoa, Arthropoda, Insecta, Hymenoptera, Formicidae. Gene Ontology annotation, molecular function: nucleic acid binding. Gene Ontology annotation, biological process: DNA integration.
AUGUAUUCGGAUAACGGAACGACAUUCGCGGGCGCCGACAAGGAGUUGCGCGUCGCUUAUAAGGCCGCUCUGUCAAACGCUGAUUUUCAAAACCGUACAGCUUCCGACGGCAUCAGAUGGAGAUUCAUUCCUCCUCAUGCUCCGCACUUCGGCGGGCUAUGGGAGUCAGGGGUACGAAGCGUGAAACAUCACCUUCGACGAGUCCUCGGCUCACAUACACUCACGUUCGAAGAGUUUACAACGCUGCUUUCUCGCAUAGAAGCUUGCUUGAAUUCGAGACCCAUUGGACCCCUUACCGACACACUUGAUGACUUCGAACCGCUGACUCCGGGGCAUUUUUUAAUCGGCUCCGCGAUCACUACGCCACCCGAGCCAUCGCUUUUGCACAUCAAUGAUAGUCGACUCUCUCGAUGGCAAACGCUUCGGCAGCUCACAGAGAGAUUCUGGCAAUUAUGGCAAUCCGACUAUGUGAACGCGCUCCAGCAACGAAGUAAAUGGUGCCGCGAGACAAAGGAGAUCAAACCAGGGACAAUGGUUCUUCUCAGAAACCCGUUGCUCCCUCCGUGCAAAUGGGAACUCGGCAGAGUGAUGCAGUGUCACCCCGGCUCUGACGGUUUAGUACGCGUAGUCUCCGUAAAAACUGCGAGCUCCGAGUACAAGCGACCGAUAGUCAAGCUCUGUAUUCUGCCUCUCAGAGAAGACGCGCCGACGAACCGAGAGGACCUCUCCUCGCGUCAGUAG